CCUUUUGCCUCCUAUAACCUAUUUGCUAUGAGCUGUACAGUGCAGUUGGGCUAUUAACUUCCUACCAUUUAUAACCUUUGAAGGCAAAAGGAAAAUAUACAGAGUCUGCUUCCUCAGAGGAGCAGCAGUCCAUGGAUCCCCAAAGCCAGUGUCUGGAGCUUAAUGAUGGUCACCUCAUUCCUGUACCAUGAUUUAGCACCUUUGUACCUGAAGAGGUUGACUUCCACCAAGAUGAUCCAUUGACAUAAGCAAGGUGUUAAAGUCUCCUACUAUCAUUGUGUUGCUCUCAAUCCUCCUUUUAGGUCUUAAAAUAAAACAAUGCCUCCAAAGAUAAAUCCCAAUAAUUUAUAGAGGGGCUUCAGGGAAAACGGCAGAACUGGAAGUAUUCUGAAUCCACCUCUCUACCUAGACAUCAGUUGUGUUGGUGGAAUCUUUCUGAAGUACAUGUUUUGGAAGUCUGGAAUCUAUUUGAAAGCUUGUCACAUCCAGGGAAAAGCUUGGCUAGUUUCUCUCAACAAAGAGGAAAAUUGGUGUUUGUUUACCCAGAAGAGUGAGAGAUGAUGAGUCAAAUGAGACACUUUUCUUUAAAGAUGAAUGAUGGACACACCAUACCUAUGCUGGGAUUGGGCACUUCGGCUCCUUCUCAGGUUCUUAAGAGUGAGACAGAAAUGGCCAUCAAGAGAGCAAUUGACAUAGGCUACCGCCAUAUUGACUCAGCUCAUUUGUACCAAAAUGAAGAGGAAAUUGGGAGAGCCAUUCAGAUGAAAAUUGCAGAUGGCACUGUGAAGAGAGAUGACAUCUUCUACACUACGAAGGUGUGGGGCACCUUUUUCCGUCCAGAAUUGGUCCAAACUAAUCUGGAAAGGUCGCUGAAGAAACUUCAGAUGAGCUAUGUGGAUCUUUAUCUACUUCAUCACCCAGAAGCUUUGCAGGCUGGGGAGGACUUUUUCCCAAAGGACACCCAUGGAAACAUCAUUUUUGACACAGUGGAUCUCUGUACCACGUGGGAGGCCAUGGAGAAGUGCAAGAACGAGGGACUGACCAGGUCCAUCGGUGUGUCCAACUUUAACUGCAAGCAGCUGGAGAGGAUCUUGAACAAGCCAGGGCUCAAGUACAAGCCCGUCUGCAACCAGGUGGAGUGUCACCCUUACUUAAACCAGAGCAAACUCCUGGAAUUCUGCCGUUCCCACGACAUUCUCCUUGUUGCAUAUGCUACUUUGGGGUCUGAUGCAAGGAAGAAAUGGGUGAUCAAGAACAAACCAAGGCUCCUGCAGGACCCAGUACUCAAUGCCAUUGCUGAAAAGCACAGGCGAACUCCAGCCCAGGUUGCCCUGCGCUACCAGCUGCAGCGGGGGGUGGUGGCCCUGGCCAAGAGCUUCAGUGAGCAGAGGAUGAAAGAGAACUUCCAGGUUUUUGAAUUCGAGUUGACCCCAGAGGAUAUGGAAAGCCUGGACGGCCUAAACAGAAACAUGUGCUAUUUGCAAGAUCUAUUUUCUGGUCAUACAGAUGAUGCUUCUUACGGCAAUGAUUAAGAGCAGUGUCUGUGGUUGCCCAGAUUUUGGUUCAUGCUGGGGGACAUCUCAAGGGUGAGAAAGUAACCGCUUCAUUCCCUGUCACUUAGCCUGACGUCGCGAUAUGGCUAGAGUCCUUCGAUCAAGAAAUAAAAGUCUCCAAACCCAGUCUUUCUCGCCCAAAGUAAAUAAGGAUACAUUUGGAACAAUCUAACUUACUGCUGCCUUGGCUUUUUUGUUUCACUUUUGUCUUAUUUUCUCCCCCAUGUAACUGACAUCCCUGGAAGUGCCCGCCUGGGAAAAAGCUCACCAGAGUGUAUUUUCCGAACUGCCCAAGUCCAGCUUCUCACCUGUCUGUAGUUCUUGUGGUGUUUUUUCCUCUUUUAUCCUGUGACCUUACCACAUCCACACUUUUAUCACACUUUUAAAGGCAUCUACAGCUUGGAGUUCCCGCUGUGGCUCAGUGGGUUAAGAAUCCAACUAGUAUCCAUGAGGAUGCGGGUUCAAUCCCUGUCGGCAGCUGCAGCUCUGAUUCGACCCCUGGCCCUGGGAACCUCCAUAUGCUGCAGGUGCAGCCCUAAAAAGACAAAAAAAUAAAAUAAAAAUUAUGAUAAAACAGACAACAGAUACCCACUACAAGACGACUGAGAUAUUAGAAGUACCUGACCAAGAGUUUAAAGUGGCCAUCAUGGAAAUGCUUCGACAAGCCCUUAUAAACAUACUGGGGGCAAAUGAUAAAGUACAAAGUUUCAACAAAGAAAUAGACUCCUGGGAGAAGAAAGGGAAGACGUAAAGAAAAACCACAUGGAAAUUUGGGGGCUGAAAAAUGCAAUAAUAAAAAUUAAAAACCCAGUGGAUAGGCUCAACGGAUCUGAGGGAGCAGAGGAAAGAAUCAGUGUUCCGGAAGAUGAAGAAACGUGAGCGCACACGCACUGCAAGUCUGGGACAGCGUGGACUGGCUCGGCGGGUCGGAUCCGUGUCGGUACCUCGGCUGGGACACGGUGCUGCCCUCUGCAGGACGGUGACACUGCGGGAACACGGAGCGGAGCGGACUCGGGGCCUGUUUCAACCGCGUGGGAGUCGACACUUGUGUCUCGAGAAACGUGUACUCUGGAAGGAGAAGUUGGAGGUGGAGACCAGCUCCACCCGGCCCCUCCGUCUCGGAUGCCUCUCUGAGGCACGUCAAGAGUCUGGAUGGGGCUCAGCCCGCACCCCAUGUGUGGUGUCAUCAGAGAUGAAAUUCUGCCCAGAGCACAGACUGGAGGAAGAAGGAAUCAAAACAGGACGGGUUUAGUCCGGAUGGUGAAAACCAGUGGCUGAUUGUUAGAAACUCCGUGCCAGUCCUGGGCUUUGGCACCGCUUUUACCAAAUGGUAAGAUGAUUGAGAACUGGGAGGAUGAGAGGUCAAAAGACCAGGUGAAUCCUAGGGGGGAAACAAUCCUUUCUGGAAACUGCUUUUAUUUCUUUAUUUAUUUUGUCUUUUUAGGGCCACACCCUCGGCAUAUGGAGGUUCCCGGGCUAGGGGUCAAAUCAGAGUUGUAGCCACCCACCUACACCACAGCCACAGCAACACCAGAUCCGAGCUGUGUCUGCGACCUCCACCACAGCUCACGGCAAUGCCGGAUCCUUAACCCACUGAGCAAGACCAGGGAUCGAACCUGCAACCUCAUGGUUCCUAGUUGGAUUUGUUUCCGCUGCGCCACGACAGGAACUUCUGGAAACCGUUUUUAAAUUCAAAUUUCAAUCUCCCCUCACAAUUGCAAAUGAAUAACCAUAAAUACAACUUUUCUUGGAAA
Messenger RNA from Sus scrofa (pig), 3307 nucleotides. It is a transcript of the gene AKR1C3, whose product is annotated as aldo-keto reductase family 1 member C3. The record is from RefSeq and is a predicted model, not a curated record. Gene Ontology annotation, molecular function: oxidoreductase activity. NCBI's taxonomy places the organism in Eukaryota, Metazoa, Chordata, Mammalia, Artiodactyla, Suidae.